Molecule: messenger RNA, 1579 nt
Organism: Hippocampus comes (tiger tail seahorse)
Lineage: Eukaryota; Metazoa; Chordata; Actinopteri; Syngnathiformes; Syngnathidae
Product: tubulin alpha chain-like
Exons: 4
Coding region: 132-1481 (449 amino acids)
Biological process (GO): microtubule-based process
Cellular component (GO): microtubule
Molecular function (GO): GTP binding; structural constituent of cytoskeleton
Source: RefSeq, a predicted model, not a curated record
GUUGAAUAUAGCUUGGAGUCUCCGAUGCAUCUGGCAGUUAAACUCACUCAGACCACAUUGAGGACUGCUGUGAGAGGCACCGUAGAAAUUAAACCCAGAUUGUGAAGAGGACCUUCCAUUUAGCAGGCGUCAUGCGUGAAUGCAUCUCUGUCCACAUAGGCCAGGCUGGUGUCCAGAUGGGGAACACCUGUUGGGAGCUCUACUGUUACGAACACGACAUUCAGCCAGAUGGACAGAUGCCCGGCGAAAAGUCCAUCGGGGGCCAUGAUGACUCCUUCACCACCUUCUUCAGCGAGACCGGGGCUGGAAAAUAUGUCCCAAGGGCAGUCUUCGUUGACCUGGAACCCACGGUGGUUGAUGAAGUGCGUACGGGAAAAUAUCGCCAACUCUUUCACCCCGAGCAGCUGAUCUCAGGAAAAGAAGAUGCGGCAAACAACUAUGCCCGUGGACACUACACCAUCGGCAGAGAGAUAAUUGACUCUGUUCUCGACAGAAUCCGCAAAUUGUCUGACCAGUGCACUGGUCUUCAAGGCUUUUUGGUCUUCCACUCUUUUGGUGGAGGCACAGGCUCUGGUUUCACCUCCCUCCUCAUGGAGCGACUUUCUGUUGAUUACGGGAAGAAAUCCAAACUUGAGUUCGCAAUCUACCCAGCCCCUCAAGUCUCUACUGCAGUGGUGGAGCCCUACAAUUCCAUUCUGACCACUCACACCACCCUGGAGCACUCCGACUGUGCCUUCAUGGUGGACAAUGAAGCCAUCUAUGACAUCUGUCGCAGGAACCUCGACAUUGAACGUCCGUCUUACACCAACCUCAACCGCCUUAUCAGUCAGAUUGUGUCAUCGAUCACAGCCUCUCUUCGCUUUGACGGCGCCCUGAAUGUUGACCUGACGGAGUUCCAAACCAACUUGGUGCCCUACCCUCGUAUCCACUUCCCUCUGGCCACAUAUGCUCCUGUCAUUUCUGCUGAGAAGGCUUAUCACGAGCAGCUUUCUGUGGCCGAAAUCACCAAUGCUUGCUUUGAGCCGGCCAACCAGAUGGUCAAGUGUGAUCCACGUCAUGGUAAAUACAUGGCUUGCUGUCUGCUGUAUCGCGGUGAAGUAGUGCCCAAAGAUGUUAAUGUUGCCAUCGCUGCCAUCAAGACCAAACGCACCAUCCAGUUUGUGGAUUGGUGUCCCACUGGCUUCAAAGUGGGCAUCAAUUACCAACCUCCAACAGUGGUUCCUGGGGGAGAUCUUGCCAAGGUGCAGAGGGCUGUGUGCAUGCUGAGCAACACCACAGCCAUUGCUGAGGCCUGGGCCCGCCUGGACCACAAGUUUGAUCUCAUGUAUGCCAAGAGGGCCUUUGUGCAUUGGUAUGUGGGAGAAGGAAUGGAGGAAGGAGAGUUCUCAGAGGCCCGAGAGGAUAUGGCUGCCCUGGAGAAGGAUUAUGAAGAGGUCGGAAUUGACUCCUAUGACGAUGACGAGGAAGGAGAUGAAUACUAGACACAUUUGGCUAUUUAUUAAGUAGCAAAGUAUGAGUGUCAACAUCGAUUCAUUAUCGGGUCUGCUUUUUUUUCUACCCAUUAAAUAUCUCAAAAUAU